Molecule: messenger RNA, 600 nt
Organism: Baudoinia panamericana UAMH 10762
Lineage: Eukaryota; Fungi; Ascomycota; Dothideomycetes; Mycosphaerellales; Teratosphaeriaceae
Exons: 2
Coding region: 1-600 (199 amino acids)
Biological process (GO): translation
Cellular component (GO): mitochondrial large ribosomal subunit; ribosome
Molecular function (GO): structural constituent of ribosome
Source: RefSeq, a predicted model, not a curated record
AUGGCCGGCGGACUGGUCAAGUACCGACAUCUCUCACGCGACUCCGCCCAUCGCCGCGCCCUUCUGCGCAACCUUGUCACCUCCCUAAUCGAGCACGAGAGCAUAUCUACGACAUGGCACAAGGCCAAGGAGGCGCAGCGCAUGGCGGAGAAGAUGAUCUCGUUGGGCAAGAAGAACACCGAAGCGAGUCGCAGACAGGCGCUGAAGUACCUAUUUAGGCCGCAUGAGCUACUACCGAAACUCUUCGGUCCAUUGCGUGAACGAUACGCCGAACGACCAGGCGGUUACACGCGCGUGCUACGCAUUGAACCGAUCAAAGAGGACCAAGCAGCUUCCGCCAUCCUGGAACUGGUGGAUGGGCCAAGAGACAUGCGCUUCGCACUAACUGCGAAGACCAUCGCAGAGGUGAGGAGGAAGGGGCAUGAGAUCAACGAUAUGACGGCCGCGAAUAUCGCGAAGGUGACCAAGUUUCGGCAGAACGCGGAUGAGGAGCUGGAGGAGAUGGUGGGGAGGUUUGAACGGUUGGCUGAUGAUCAAGAUGAGGAGGUGCAGGUGGUGAAGAAGAAGAGGGUAUAUCCGGAGAACGAGAGGAGUAGAUGA